AUGAUCAUAAUGACUCCAAUGACGAUGCCUGAUAAAUCCUUGACAAUUCCGCUGGCAAUUUAUUUGGGAAUUUCCGGUUUAUUGGCGAUUUGGUCGUGUGGAAAUAUCGUUGUGGCUGGCUUCAGAAAAAAGUAAGUUUUUUGAGGAGCUUUUUUAGGGAUUUCAUUUCUUUUACCCUGUACUUAUUUUAUUUUUUUGUUUUGUUUUGUUUUUUUUUGAUCGCAAAUACAGCGGGGGACCUGAUCCAGUGGCAAAAAACCCACCAUUUUGCAUCCAGGAAGUAUCAAAAAAUGUGGCAAAAUACCUCCCUCUACAAGUGAAGAAACUCGGACUUUAAAAGCGCGCCCGUUAUUUUUGUGAGGAAACAGGGCGCGCCCUUAAAAACAAAGUAUUUUCGCUUGGAGAGGGAAGCAUUUUGCCACAUUUUUACAACUUCCCGGGUGCAAAAUGGUACGUUUCUGCCGCUGGAUCAGGCACUGUAGAGAAAUUUAUUUCUUUUCGAAAAUUCAUUAGAAGUUUUCUUCUGAUGACUUAAAAUUAAUCUUUCUGCCUUUUCAGACGUCUUCGCCACAAAUGCAACUAUCUGAUUUCAUGCCAAGCCAUUUGCAUGAUCGUACAUUCGGUUGGCGCUCUUUCCAUGUCCAUGUUGGUUUUUAGUGACGGUCUUCAUCGGUCGUCGUUGAAUUGUUUUUACAUUCAAUGUAUACCUCAAUUUGGAAUGUCGGCAGAGCUCGGAUUCAGCUUGAUGAUAGGGCUGGACCGGUUUUUAAGUGUUAAACGGCCUUCAAUGUAAGUGGUGAACUUGAAUAUUCAAUUUUUUUUUAUUUCUGAAUAUUCGAAAUUAAAAAAUUUGAAUAUUCAAAUUUUGUAAAAUUUCUGAAUAUUCAAAAAUUUUAUUUUUACCUUGAAACUUUUGUUAUCAAUUUUCAAAAGGCCAAAAUAAAAUUAAAAUUUUUGAAUAUUCAAAUUUUUUAAUUUUAAAUAUGCAAAUUUUUUCCAAUCAAAAUUCGGAUUAUUUCAGCUACUACAACAUGGCUGCCUUCCCAUAUGUCCCAUUCAUGACGUUAUUCCCGGUUUCGUUCGCCGCAGCCACCAGCCUAAUCACAUAUUACUGCGCAUACACACAGCCUGUGUAAGUGAAUAAGUGUUUCUUAGGAAAUGCAAUCAUAAAUUUGAUUGUCAGCAAAAGCAACGGCCAAAGAACAAGCAGUUAAUGGGGUUACAAGCAUGGCCAAGUCAUAAAGCAGAGAUCACAAAUUUUUUCCGCGGUGAAGUUCUAAAAAAUUGAAAUUCAAUUGGAUGAUCCAAAAUUCUGGUAAUUCUUAAAAUUUUCCGGGGAUUCCAAUCAUUGCGUGCUCCAAAAUUGCAUGCGAUAUCGUAUUGCUACGAGUUUUAACAAUAGACAAUAGAAACCCCGGGCGCUAAACUUUUUAGACGCUUUUUCAGGCGACGGCUUCGGUAACCUUCCGGAAAAACAGCUCAUAAAAUGAGUUGUCACUGCUACCUAGUAACGAUGCUGUGUCAGCGUCUUCUACGACCCUUGAAGAUUAUAAUAACACCAAUCCGAGACCAGCAGCGGCUGGCAAAGAGACGUGACUUGAGUUGUUUCGUACCCUGCCCAAAUCGGGGCACUUCCGAGUUUUUAGCAAUAGAAAAUCCCGGCUAUGCCGUAAGACUUUGCAUUACACCCCAGAUGAAACUUCGAUAACCUCUCUAUUAGUCUGUAUGUAUUUUAAACUAAGGAGGGAUCUGAGCUAGUAAAUAAUAGACUUCGAACUUUUGCAAGAAAAUCGUUAUAACAUAUUAUCCAACCUAAUAAAAUAAGAAAUUCUGAGGAUUCAGGAAAAAAGGAUUCUUAAUAUUUGGCUGAAAUGCUAAAAAAAGUUAUAGCUACUUAAAACUCGACCAAAAGAAAAACGAUUACUGCACCGAGUACUUCAUGAUUCUCAAAUUCAUCAUUUUAUGGCGAAUUUCUUUUUCAGAGUCGUCCGCUGUUCCAUCAACGGUCCGUUGGACAAAUUCCUUCUCCGAGUCCUCCAUUGGACCCACUGUUUCAUUUGCUGUUUGACUCUCUUCAUCUACCUCAAGGCUUGGCACUCGACGACCGCAUUAAGCGCGACAAAACGAAAAAUCAUGAAAGCCUUAAUCUUGAUUGUCAGCGGAUUCACGGCGUCCUGGCUGCUGACAUCCGUUGGGUCGACGGUGAUUUAUUUGAACGACCUCCGAGACCCGUAUUUGUUCGUUGCUCAGUUCUCCCUGACUGGCGUGCUGCUUUUGUGCGGAGUUUGGGACUACUGUAUAUACUACAGAUUGAAGUAAGUUUGCGUAUUUUUUGCUAAGAGCACUACUUUUUUACUUUUUUUUUAUUAAAUUACAAGUUUCUUCAUAAUUUCCUGAAAAAACGAGAAAAAAACUCUUUGUCGGGGAAGAAAUGGGGGAUUUUUGGGGCGAGAGAGUAGGUGCCGACGGUUAUCGAUUACCUUUGAGAUUUUUCUUCUUCUACUUCAUUCCCUUACAGUACAGUGGCGGGCCUGAUCCACAAAAAACGCACAAUUUCGCAUACCAGCAGUAUCAAAAAUUGUGGCAAAAAAGCUCUAAUUUCAAAAGCGCCACCAUGGUGCACCGCUCUUUUUGUGGGAGGAAGGGCGCGCUCUUGAAAAAGAAGUUUUUUAUCGCUGGCAAGGGAGGCAUUUUGCCACAUCUUAUGAUACAUCCCGAAUGCAAAAUGGUACGAUUUUUGCCGCUGGAUCAAGUCCGUCGUUUUAAGCCUCCAUCACUUUAAAAUCCCUUUACAUAUUUACUUCAUUUUAUUCUCUCUCUCUCUCUCUCUCUCUCUCUCUCUCUCUCUCUCUCUCUCUCUCUCUCUCUCUCUCUCUCUCUCUCUCUCUCUCUCUCUCUCUCUCUCUCUCUCUCUCUCUCGCCCUUUGUUCCAUUCGGGAACUGGGUUUGAUAUCCGCAGAUGGCGGAGACACAAAUGUGAAUGCGUCAAGAUUUUUUGCAAAAUUUCACAGGAACUUGAGUCUUCACAGAUUAAGAUGCAUCGUAUUUUAACUCAUCGUUUCUCCAAGCCUAAAUUCCUCUCUAAUCCGCUCAACUUUUUCAGUGCCGAAUAUCAUCGUGCGUUUAUCGAGCAAUUGGGAGUUCAUUGGUACAAAAAGUUGAAUGCUCCUUCCGCGAAUACCGAGGCUACUGGGACCGAAAGUAAUGGGAGUACCACUCCGAUCAAACAAUUGUCUCCGACCGAUACGAUUCGACAAUUGAUAAUUAAGCAAUAA
Molecule: messenger RNA, 3275 nt
Organism: Bursaphelenchus xylophilus (pine wood nematode)
Lineage: Eukaryota; Metazoa; Nematoda; Chromadorea; Rhabditida; Aphelenchoididae
Source: the annotation of a GenBank genome assembly